This is a messenger RNA of Rotaria sordida, 720 nucleotides long. The record is from the annotation of a GenBank genome assembly. Lineage: Eukaryota; Metazoa; Rotifera; Eurotatoria; Philodinida; Philodinidae.
AUGAUCGAUUUGCUUGAACAGGAACGACCUGUCUGGCUUCCGGGACAUGCUCAAGGUUAUCAUGCAUUUACCUACGGAUGGUUAGCUGGCGAACUCAUACGACGAGUCGAUCCACAGAGGCGAACAAUCGGAGAAUUUAUUCGAGAAGAAAUCGCUGAUCGACUACAAACUGAAUUCUAUAUUGGUCUUCCGCAAGAAUUUGAACAACGAGUAUCACCGUUGAUUUUUACCGAUAUUGAAAGAAUCAUGAAUAGAUCCAUGUUGGCAUUGUAUGAGUUCUUCAAUGAAGCCCGAGCACAUCAAGCAGAAAUUCCAGCUGGAAAUGGCAUCACAAAUGCACGAUCGUUAGCUCGUAUUUUCGCUUCACUCAUCGGCAAUAUUGAUGAUCGAGAGGAUAGUCGAUUAUUACAACCGGAAAUCUUGCAACGCGCCACAACAUUGAAUACAUUGCCAAACGAAAUCGAUAUCAUCAUGAAAAUACCAUUUCCUUUCGGUAUGGGUUUUAUGCUUUACGAACAAGAUUUCCCGAUGUUCGGAUCGAAAUCAUUUGGUCAUACCGGAGCGGGGGGUAGUAUUGCAUUUGCUGCUCCAGCCAAGAAUCUUUCGUUUGCCUACGUCAUGAAUCGAGUCAAUUUAGAGCCCGUCACUAUUAACAAUACUCGAAUUGGCAUUAUUCUAAGUCGAAUCGGAACAAUGCUCGAUGACAAUCAUUUGAACUGA